Eremomyces bilateralis CBS 781.70 is the source of this 2354-nucleotide messenger RNA. RefSeq lists its product as uncharacterized. Lineage: Eukaryota; Fungi; Ascomycota; Dothideomycetes; Eremomycetales; Eremomycetaceae. Gene Ontology annotation, cellular component: intracellular membrane-bounded organelle; cytosol; membrane. Gene Ontology annotation, molecular function: sterol binding. The record is from RefSeq and is a predicted model, not a curated record. Bases 221 to 2290 code for a protein of 689 amino acids. Gene Ontology annotation, biological process: piecemeal microautophagy of the nucleus; exocytosis; maintenance of cell polarity. The transcript is spliced from 3 exons.
GCACCCGUUGCCUCGACCAAGUAGGGAAAUUGAUAUUGCCAGUGUGCAGAGCUCGCGAGCUGGCACCAGAGGACCGUCCACCAGCAAUUUAGGUCUUCCAGGCCCUAGUAGUGAGUUUUGCUGAAUGUGUGGCGCUCAUUGCAACCUCUAACAGGUUAUAGGUCGAACAAGCACCGCAGGUGAAGAAGAAGAUGCAACUGGCUCAGUGAACGAGCCUAGCAUGGCCGGAAGAGAGAAUGGAAAGUCGAGUCUACCCGUCGUCCGCCUCGAGGACGACCGGGACGACGACGACGAGGACUAUGGCGACGAUGCUAGCAGCAACGAACUGCAACUCCAUAACCGGGACGCCUUCAACAUAACCGCACAGUCCGCCAAACUUCAUUUGGAUUUGCUUGCCCAAGUAUCCACCGCGCUCCAGAACGAGCGAAAUAACAACCCUUGGACGCAGCUCUCCGAUCCAGUGGUGGGCCAAGGCCUCGCUUCCUACGAAGCCGCCGUCGGGAACCUCAAGAGCCUCAUCGGGGACCUCCUCCGCAUCGGCAGAGACCGCGAAUCCUACUGGCAGUACCGUCUGGAACAAGAAGGCAACGUGCGCCGCAUGUGGGAAGAAAGCAUGACGCGCGUCGCAAAGGAGCAAGAAGCGCUCGAAAGCAUGAUCGGCGUAUCCGAAGACAAGCGCAAGCGCACCAAACGUGCGCUUCGCGAUGCGUUGGAGGGAUUGUCCGUCGCGGAUAGUAUCCCGCACAGCCCUCAACGCCGAUCGACCGAGUUCUUCGAUACGACGGAGAUCCCGAAGACGGAGGCGAAUGGGUCGGCGUUGAAAGCAGCGAUGCUGGCCGAACCGCGUCGGAAGUCGACAUUGGCGGAUAUGACGGUGUUGUCGGAGAGCGAGUCGGACGACGAGGAGGAGUUCUUCGACGCGAUUGGCGCCGGGGAGAUGCAGGUGGUGGAGCUGCCGAUGAGCCCGCAGCAGAAACAGAUGGAGCUGCCGAAGACGCCGGAGGUGUCGUAUGAGCGGACGACGGGGGAGCUGUUGGCGUCGUUUAAGGGGUAUGAGGAUCCGGUUCGGGAGCGGUUGGCGAUGGAUGCGGAUGAUCGGCCGAAGAUAUCGCUUUGGGGCAUUCUCAAAUCUAUGAUUGGAAAAGAUAUGACGAAAAUGACACUGCCGGUCUCGUUUAACGAGCCGACCUCUCUCCUUCAGCGCGUGGCGGAGGAUAUGGAGUACACCGACUUGUUGGAUAUUGCUGCCGAUUGCGCCGACCCGACCGAACGGAUGGUGUACGUCGCUGCAUUCGCUGCGAGUGAGUACGCUUCCACGAUCGGGCGUGUCGCGAAGCCUUUCAAUCCUCUCCUUGGUGAGACUUUUGAAUAUGCUCGUCCGGAUAAAGGCUACCGGUUCUUCAUCGAGCAAGUCAGUCAUCAUCCUCCGAUUGGCGCCGCAUACGCCGAGUCACCGAAAUGGGAUUAUUGGGGCGAAUCCGCCGUCAAGUCCAAAUUCUACGGCAAAUCCUUCGAUGUCAACCCCCUCGGCACCUGGUUCCUCCGCCUCCGCCCCCGCAACGCCCCCCCGGAACUCUACACUUGGAAGAAAGUCACCUCCUCCGUUAUCGGUAUUAUCACUGGUAACCCCAACGUCGACAACUACGGCCCCAUGCACGUCCGCAACUGGACCACCGGCGAAGUCUGCAACCUCGACUUCAAGGCCCGCGGCUGGAAAGCCUCGUCAGCCCAUCAAGUCGGCGGGAAGGUGCUCGACGCCGACGGAAAACCGCGCUGGACGAUCGCAGGCCGCUGGAACGAUAAGAUCUACGCCAAGGUCGCAUCGAGCAACGACGAUGACGCAUCGCUGCCGGUGGGCGAGGUGGAGCGACGCCUUGAGAGCGCGGCGUCGCGUUCCCCGUCGCAGGCGUUCCUGGUCUGGCAAUGCCACGGGAGGCCCACCGACAUCCCGUUCAACCUGACGCCGUUCGUGGUGACGCUGAACGCCCUCCCCGACGCGCUGCGCCCGCACCUCGCGCCGACGGACACGCGGCUGCGACCGGACCAGCGGGCGAUGGAGGAUGGGGAGUACGACUUCGCGGCGACGGAGAAGAAUCGGCUGGAGGAGAAGCAACGGGCGAAGCGACGGGAGCGGGACGAGGCGGGGGAGGAGUUCGUCCCCCGGUGGUUUCGGAAGGGGCGGUCGGAGGAGACGGGGGAGACGUAUUGGGUGUUUAACGGGGAGUAUUGGAAGAUGCGGGAGACGGGGAAAUGGGAGGGGUUGGAGGAUAUCUUUUCUGAAGCGGAAUGAGCGGGACGAAGUAACAAGGAUGAAUGAGGGGAGAUGGUUAAUUAGGUAUGCUCUGUGGCCAAUU